Messenger RNA from Penicillium bovifimosum, 1941 nucleotides. Its product is annotated as fungal specific transcription factor domain-containing protein. Gene Ontology annotation, molecular function: zinc ion binding; DNA binding. Bases 1 to 1941 code for a protein of 646 amino acids. The record is from RefSeq and is a predicted model, not a curated record. The transcript is spliced from 7 exons. NCBI's taxonomy places the organism in Eukaryota, Fungi, Ascomycota, Eurotiomycetes, Eurotiales, Aspergillaceae. Gene Ontology annotation, biological process: DNA-templated transcription.
AUGCAGCCCUGUCAGAACUGCGUGGCAUGGAAUCUCGCAUGUGAAGUAGGAAUCUCGAGACGUGGAAAAUAUCCCCGCAGAAAGAAAAAGGGAUUGACUCGAACGCCCACAAGCAAUGAGACAACAAAUGCAGCGAAGUCCCGAGUCUUACAAGGCCAGUUGCUAGUAUCUGGACAGUGCUUGCAGUAUACACAGGCUCGCCCUUCAACGUCAGAGGAUGCGAUCCAUAAAACUGUCUUCCUCGGCGAGUCUAGUCCUCUGACCUGCGUUGUCGAUGAAAGUCGACGAUCCCCGGAGAAGGGUCACGCAGGUAGUGUCCAAAAAGGGCGAUUGCACUACUCAAUUUCUGAGAUAAGUGCCGGAACCAAAGACAGUCACGAUUCGUUAGGCCCCCGUGGCAAGCUGAUUCAUGAUCGCCUUACCCGCGAAGGGGCCCUUGCAUUCCCCUCGCCCGCCAUCUGCGACACACUACUGCAAGCUUAUUUUGAUUGGCUCCACCCUUGCUUUCCGAUCCUUGAUCGGGCAGGUCUGCAAAGUGCCUACCAAGAUGGCACGUUGUCACCUCUACUCCUGCAGUCGAUGCUGUUCAUUGGUGUUAGCCUGUGCUCGGAUUCAGCCUUAAGCACCACUGGAUUUGGCAAUCGAUAUCAAGCCAAAGAGGCAAUCUAUGAGCGUGCAAAGGAUAUUUAUGACUCAGGAUUGGAAACUGACACAGUCACCAAGUUACAAUCAUUGUUCUUGUUGAGCUUUUGGCGUGGGGGUCCCACAGAGGAGCGUGAUGUUCGAUUCUGGCUCGGAGCCGCCAUUAGUCUUGCUCAAAAGAAAGGAAUGCAUGUCAUCUCUAAGUUGCAGUUCCUCAAUGUCAAGGACCAAAGGAUAUGGAAACGAAUUUGGUGGGCUUUAUAUGUCCGUGAUCAACAGACAUCGGCAGCUCUUGGACUGCCACCGAGAAUACGCGAUGAAGAUUGCCAGAUAGCUGAUCUCGAGCCCGCGGACUUUGAGGAAGGCGAGCAAACGGGGCCUUCUAAAAUAUUCCGAGCUCCACCAGAAGUUCACGUCUCAUAUGUUAUUGGAAUGGCCCAAUUGGCCAGACUAUUGCGGGAAAUUGUCUCCAGCCAAUAUCUACCCGGUCGGUCAAAAUUGGAUAAUCCAGCCCGACCGAUGCUUCAUCGACGCUUGGUGGACUGGGAAUCGCAACUCCCGAAAGAACUUCAUUUCCAGAUACCAAUGAACAGAGAUGCUAUGUUUCUUGUGGGCAUGCUUCAUAUGGCUUAUAAUAACUUAUACAUACUUUUAUAUCGACCGCUUUUCUUACAGCCCUCUGGUCAAUCGUCGGACCUAGAAGGCAAUGUCGCUCUUGAUGCUGCAACACGAAGCACCCGUAUAUUAGAGGACAUGCUCUCAGAAAAUCUGGUCCAACAUGGAUCAGUCCACUUGAUUACUCACACAUUCUCCUCAUUAUGUAUACUCACCAUACAUUUCGGUCGGGUGAUAGGCACUGCCCGUAAGCUAGCAGAACACAGGGCAAAGUUAUGUCUCCUGGGCUUGAAAGAACUACAGAAAUCAUGGGAUCUGGAGAACUGGGUGCUGGAUCUUUUCUUUCGGUGCUUGGAUGAUCGUACUGCUCGCGAUCUCCGAUUAGCUGACAACACUGUACCAUCGGCAUCGCAGAGAACUGGCGGCCAUGACUACGAAGAGGCCUCACUCGUAACGCCUGCUACUGGCACAUAUCAACUCCUCUCCCCCAACACGGCGGGCAAUCCGUUGCUGUCAGCCAACACAGCCCCUUUGCAAAAUUCUAUCGAUGAGGCCCCAGUCAAUAUGGACUGGUACGAACUGUUCAAUAUGGAGGGUGAUGAUGUUAUGGGUCUUGCGGGCUCAUUAUCAAAUCCGGACUAUCUGAACCCCCAGAACCUCGAGUUUUUGUAUCGAUUUUUGUAA